This is a messenger RNA of Aquila chrysaetos chrysaetos, 630 nucleotides long. Its product is annotated as heme transporter HRG1-like. The record is from RefSeq and is a predicted model, not a curated record. Gene Ontology annotation, molecular function: heme binding; heme transmembrane transporter activity. Lineage: Eukaryota; Metazoa; Chordata; Aves; Accipitriformes; Accipitridae. Gene Ontology annotation, cellular component: plasma membrane; lysosomal membrane. Gene Ontology annotation, biological process: heme transport.
AUGGCGGUGAGCCGGGGCGCUGCCAUCCUGGCCUACGCGGCGGUCGGUGCCCUCAUGGGCUUUUCGUCUUUUUUCACCUGGAGCCUGGCACCGACCUUCCGACAACCCGCUACGGCGGCGGCGGGGGGGCUCUCGGGUGUUCUGGCGCUCUGGGCCCUAAUCACGCAUGUGAUGUAUGUGCAGGAUUACUGGAGGACCUGGUUAAAAGGGCUGAGGUUCUUCCUCUUCAUCGGGAUCCUCUUCUCAGCUCUCUCAGUGGUGGGAUUCUGCACAUUCCUUGUUCUGGCCAUCACCAAGCACCAGUCCCUGACUGAUCCCAGAAGUUACUACCUGUCAUGCGUCUGGAGUUUCAUCUCCUUGAAAUGGGCCUUCCUGCUCAGUUUGUACGCUUACCGGUACAGGAAUGAGUUUGCAGACAUCAGUAUCCUCAGUGACUUCUAACGCUUGGACUUCCAAUCCUGUCUGAAGGUGCUGGAUGUUUGAAUUGCCCCCCAAAGGCAUGGUAGAUGCAAGAGAUGUAUGAGAGGCGGAGAAGGAACCCACCCAGUGCUGCUUGGUUUGUCUGUCUGCAGUAGGGGUUUUUCCUAAUUGCUUUUACUCAACCAUUUAAAGUUUGGCUAAUGAUGUCAA